This is a messenger RNA of Psylliodes chrysocephalus, 1837 nucleotides long. The record is from the annotation of a GenBank genome assembly. NCBI's taxonomy places the organism in Eukaryota, Metazoa, Arthropoda, Insecta, Coleoptera, Chrysomelidae.
CGACAAGGUUGCCAUAUCUAUACUGUCAGUUGCUACUUGUCAGAAUUUUGUGCUCAUUAAUUAGAAUCGGUUUGCCAAAAAUGUGUUUUAAAACCAAUUUCAAGUAUUUGAAUAUAUUAAAAAAAAUUAUUACCUACGUUUUUACUUCAAGGCAUAAGCUUAUGUUUAUUUUAAAAACAUGAAUGAUCAAUCUAUAUAACUAUCUAUAGCAUUGUCAUAUGUCAUAUCAAAACCCAUUUUAUUAAAACACCUAAUAACUUCUAACCUCAUUUUUUUAACCUAAAAAAUUUAAAAUAAAUAAAAUGUUACCGAAUGUAAUUAAUAAAAUACAGAACGCUUUAUUAAAAAAUUAUAAAAGAAAUACCUCAAGUUAUACUAUUAAUACAAUAUUACAAAAUACUAAAGCUGGAGAUAAAAUAAAUUUAAAGGGAUGGAUAAAAUCGUUAAGAAAACAAAAAGAAAAUAUUUUUAUAGACAUAAGCGACGGUUCUACUUCAGAAAAGUUGCAAAUAAUCAUCGCUCAAAACGUCGCUCCUAAAAACAUUUCAACAGGGGCUUCGAUAAGCACCUCGGGGGUGAUACAGCUGUCUCCUAAAGGUCAAAAGGAAUUGAAUGCCGAAGAAAUUACCAUUCAUGGUGAUUGUGUUGUCAGUGAUGGUUAUCCCUUUGCACCUAGAAAACAGUACACCCCUGAGUAUAUACGGCAGCAUUUACAUUUUAGACCUAGAACGAAUAAAUUUUCAUCUCUUUUAAGAAUCAGGAGUAACGCUCAUAUUAGUUUUCACAAUUAUUUAACCAGCCAGGGUUAUAUUAACGUGCAAACUCCAAUUCUCACAUCAAAUGAUUGCGAAGGGGCUGGAGAAGUGUUCAGAGUGCUCCCCGAAAAUCAGGCCUUAGUAAAAUCGAUGGCCAAAGAAGCACAAUCUUUAGAUGAAGCUUUUUUCGAUACAAAAACGUUCCUAACAGUCUCAGGCCAACUUCAUUUAGAAGCAGCAGCACAUGGCCUAAGCAAAGUUUACACUCUGGGACCGACAUUCAGGGCUGAAAACUCUAGAAGCAGAUUACAUUUAGCAGAAUUCUAUAUGUUAGAAGCAGAAAUCGCAUUUAUAGAUAGAAUAGAAGAUCUAAUGUCACCAAUAGAAAAAUUAAUAAAAAACGUAACGAAAAUGGUUUUGGACACUAAUGAAAACGAUAUUAGCGUCUGUAGAAAUGAUGGUACAGUGAAUUUUGCAUGGUUAGAAAAAGAUUUCGCUGUUAUGACGUAUGCAGAAGCUGAAAAUGUAUUGAAAAACCAUCAGGAGUUUGAAAAUGGAUUUAGGACUGAAAAUGGCAUUACUAAGGAACAUGAAUUUUUUUUGGUGAAGCACUGUGGAAAUAUUCCUGUAUUUGUAAUCAAUUGGCCCAAAGACAUCAAGCCAUUUUAUAUGAGAGAAUGUCCAAAUGAUACAUCAAUGGUUGCGGCAUUAGAUUUGCUGGUUCCGGAAGUUGGCGAAAUAGUGGGAGGAAGUUUGCGCGAAAACGAUCUGAAUAAGUUAAAAGAAAAAUUACCAAAAGAUUCUAAUGGACUGGACUGGUAUAUGGAUUUGAGAAAAUUCGGCGGCGUGCCGACUGGGGGAUACGGUUUGGGAUUCGAAAGAUAUUUAUUAUUUUUGACGGGAAUAUCGAACAUAAAAGAUGUGAUACCGUUUCCGAGAUGGCCUCACAAUUGUAACAUGUAAUUUACUUUUAUAAUAGUUAAUAAACAUUUUUUUGUUAAAAUUUGUUUUUUUUUAUGAAUUUUCUGCUAAAUGAUAAAUUAAAUCAGUAGUUCAAAUGUAUCUGAUGUUAUAAUAGGUCU